This is a messenger RNA of Patella vulgata (common limpet), 1815 nucleotides long. Its product is annotated as zinc finger protein ZFP2. The record is from RefSeq and is a predicted model, not a curated record. Gene Ontology annotation, cellular component: nucleus. The coding region runs from base 253 to 1653 and encodes 466 amino acids. Gene Ontology annotation, molecular function: DNA-binding transcription factor activity, RNA polymerase II-specific; RNA polymerase II cis-regulatory region sequence-specific DNA binding. Gene Ontology annotation, biological process: regulation of transcription by RNA polymerase II. The transcript is spliced from 3 exons. Lineage: Eukaryota; Metazoa; Mollusca; Gastropoda; Patellidae.
AGUAGGCCUAUUUGUUAUUGAUAAAAGUCAUACAUAAAUUUAAGAAAUCUGACCAAUAAACUAAGGUGGUUGUGUAUGAUGUUACAUGUAGGCCUAUGAAUUAAAAGGAAGGGGGCAAUUUUGAGGCCUUUGUCUUUGUAAUGUAUGUUACCAAUACCAGUCGGUAGGAAGUGACAAGAAGAUAAAACAUAUUUUGCUAUUCCCCUAGCUACUACGGACAUGAUAUGAUAAAAUCUUGAAGACUUCCAAUUAAUGGAUAUCUACCUGAUUAUGUCUGAUAUGAAACAAGGUUAUUCAAAAAGCCAUUGCAGUAAGAAUAUCACUUCAGCUGUAGAAGAUUUUAUAGUAGUUUUCAACUGUAAACGUAUAAAGAUACAUUAUCCUAAUAGACAAGUUGUAGUAAAAUGGGUCAAAGGUCAAAAUGUAGUCUAUGAUAUUGGUUCUGUUAAUGUGAAUUCCGAGGUAGAUGAUGCAAACACAGCAGAUGAUAAACUCUUGGAUUACUUUGAGUUUGAUAAAGCUAUUAAAUUGUCUUCAGAAAAUGAAAUCUUUAAAUUGUCAAGCAAUAAUAUAUUAGAAUUACGAUUUCUUACAAGGGUUGAUCCGGAAAUACCAGACUUGGGAAAUGGAGAUGUAGAUUUAGACAAUACACCUAUGCCAAGGGAAACUUUUAUUAAUGAACAUGUUGAUCCUAAAUCAUUGGAUUACAUCCCAUUAGCUAAUACUGGAAAUGAAAUGGUCCAGGAUGAUGCGAAGGCUGUUCCAGUUAUGAUAAGAAAUGUUAAAGUUGGCCACGUUAAAAGAAAAUUAGGAAUUGCAGACUCGAAAUUGAUGAAAAGAAAAAGAAAUCAUUCAACAAUAAAAGCAAGAAAGCCGUUUCAUAGAUUUACUAAACUUAAAUGUGAACAUUGUAAUAAGACCUUUCAACGUCAACUUUCUUAUUUGCUUCAUAAAGCAACACAUUCUUUUGAAAUAGACAAGGGAAAUUAUGCAUGCAAUACUUGUCACAAAAAGUAUUCAUCAUCUGUUCAACUGAUCAAUCAUAAACGUUUAUGUUUAUCCCCUGAUUUUAUUUGCAAAUUUUGUAACAAAAAAUUAAUGUCAGAGGAACUUCUGACUUAUCAUAUCAACAAUUCUUGCAGUGCUUUUAAAGUUACCAACUACACAUGUCCCAAAUGUGAUCGGGGAUUUGUGACCCAAAAUGGAUUUGUAAAACAUAGACGAAAACAAGCUUGUGAAAUAUACAAAUUUGAGUCCGAAAACAAAAAAAAAUCUAAUCCAUUUCUUGUUAUUGAUGUGAAUAGACUACAAUGUGAACUAUGCGGUAAGGUGUAUGCAAAUAAAAGUUCUCUUGCAAAACAUAUUCGUAGACAUAAAGGUAUCAAGAACUAUAAAUGUCAAAUUUGUAACAAAUGUUUUGGAGACAACAAUCAACUUAAAGCCCAUCAUCGAAUGCACAGUGGAGAAAAACCAUUUUUGUGUAAUAAGUGUGGAAAAUCCUUUGGUCAUGCAGGUCAUUUGAACCGUCACAUAAAAAAGCAUGAUGGCACAUCAUUUGUCUGUUCCCAAUGUGGAAAAUCAUAUAUGGACAGUAAUGGUUUAACAAAACACAUGAACAAUCAUAGUAGAAAUGAAAUGAACAUCUUCAAAUGAAGCAAAUGAACUUAACUCAAAUUAACCAUUUCCACUGCCCUGGGUAUUUACCACCAUAUCUUAGUCAGACCAAGAUGAUAAUUUUAAAGUGAGAGUAUUUACAAUUAAACAAUUUUUUUGUAUAUUUUUUUUUACCUCAAGACAUUUUUUCCAAAGAAAGAA